This is a messenger RNA of Penicillium paradoxum, 1059 nucleotides long. RefSeq lists its product as uncharacterized. The coding region runs from base 1 to 1059 and encodes 352 amino acids. Gene Ontology annotation, cellular component: Mis6-Sim4 complex; kinetochore. NCBI's taxonomy places the organism in Eukaryota, Fungi, Ascomycota, Eurotiomycetes, Eurotiales, Aspergillaceae. The record is from RefSeq and is a predicted model, not a curated record. The transcript has a single exon.
AUGACAAAAUUAAUGUCGCGCGUCCCCGCAUCACCAGACCCAGAAGAAGAAGAACUAGACUCGGAGAUCACCUCGAUCCGCGCAGAAAGUAAGCAGACCGAGUCCCAACCAAAUCCCCAAAAGCAACAAACUAACCCAUACAAAGUCCAAAAUCUCCAAAAACGCAAGCGCAUCCUCACAUCGAGUCUCCUAGCAACCGACCCCGUCCAAAAACUGCUCCGCAAACCCGCAGCUCUAAACAAUCUCAGUGAUGACCUCGCAACAAUCUCUCCUCUAGCUCGCGCCGCCGGCACGCACACCUCAUCAAACCACCACCGCAUCGCCUUCAGUGCAACCGCAUUCCCAUUCAAGGAUCCGUCCCCAAGAGCCCCCGCGAACCUCCUCGGCGUGCGCAUUGACGUCUGCGCGCGCAACGGCCGCUUCGCCAAGCCAUACUAUGUCCUCCUCCGGCAGGGCCAGAGUCGCGCAGAUUCCGGCUCCAAAGUAUUGAAGGUCCAUCGGCACACGGUGCCGGGGUUUAUAUCUCUUGAAAAACUGGAGAGUGUUUAUCUACCCCACCCUGGAGGUUCGCAAGGCGAUAGGGAUGGAGAUGGAGAUGGUUCAUCUGACGGGGAAGAUGAGGUUGCUGAGCCAGCGAAGCCGUGGAAGAAGAAUGGCCGAGUUGCGCGCAAGCAAGAUCUGCGGGGCUUUGUGCGCGAACUACGCCGCGAGCUUGUGGCGUGGCAUAUGCGUGUGGACGCUGUUGAGUUCCUGCGCGAGAAGUUGGGUCUUGUGGGCGAGGGGGGCGCGCCAUUGCCGUUUGACGCGUCGCCGGAUCAGGAUACGGGGAUUGUGUCUUUGGCUGCUGCUGCGCUGGAGGCGCGGUAUGUGCGGCUUGAGUGGGCGGAUGGACGGGUUGGGCGGUUUAAGUUGACCAAUGCUGGGGUUGUGGAGAGGGCUGUUGUUAUUGGUGAUGAGGGGCGUGAUAAGAAGACUGAAGAUGCGAUGACUGGGGGUGGGGGUAGGAUUGAGACGGUCUUGGAGAGAUUGAAGGUGGAUGUUUUGUCCAAGUCACCAUGA